Messenger RNA from Peronospora belbahrii, 1320 nucleotides. NCBI's taxonomy places the organism in Eukaryota, Oomycota, Peronosporomycetes, Peronosporales, Peronosporaceae. The record is from the annotation of a GenBank genome assembly.
AUGUAUGAAGAAAUUGACGAUGCAGAAGGUUUAGACGAGGAACAUGGAACUGCGGCGAGUAUACAGCGAUAUUUGCAGACUGCCGAUAGCAACUCAACCGCCAACACUCCACCGGUCAAGACGCCUGCACCGGUCGAGACGCCUGCACCGGUCGAGACGCCUGCACCGGUCGAGACGCCUGCACCGCCUGCGAAGACCGCACCGCCCGCGACGACCGCACCACCCGAGACUCCUGCACCACCUCAGACGCCUGCACCGCCCGAGACGACCGCACCGCCAACGCCCACCUCAGCGCCACCAACGACGCCAACGCCCACCUCAGCGCCUCCAACGACGCCAACGCCCACCCCAGAGCCUCCAACGACGCCAACAACAACCGCUCCAGCGCCUUCGAAGACUCCGACGACGCCUACGUCUCCAACUACGUCAGAUUCGAUCCCGACUGUUGUGCCACAGAGUCCUACUACGACGGACACUUUUCAGAAUGCUACACCUCCUCCUCCUAAUGCGACCACCCCUGCGCAAGAUACAACAAAACAGUCGCCCGAAGUGACUCCAUCCACACCGGAAGCGAACAAUACCGCAAUUACACCGACGUCUGCACCGUCUACAGCUACCGAUACGACGUUACCGCCAAAUUCGAGUUCUGGCUCAGCGUCGAGUGCAGGUAUCACCGCGGACGAGUCAUCUGGACCAACCAUGAGCACUGGCGCCGUGGUCGGCAUUGUCGCGGGCAUCAUUGCAAUCGUGGCCAUUUUUGCUGCAGUUAUCAAGUACGUCAUCCAUCGCAAGCGCGACGAGGAAGACGAUCCGCUGUCGCCUUUUGAGCUUUCGUUGGACAAGGGGUACAACCCCACACCGGCUGGUUUUAAUGCCCAGAACUCGCACAAUGCCCGUGCGAUGGGUGCUACAGGUGGUAAUGGUUCAGCGUCGAACACUCAGACGCCACCAGCAGAUGCUAUGGCAGAAGGUGUGGGUUAUUCACACUUUUACGACAACUCAGAUACGUCCCCCGAGUUGGCUAACCGGGAAAGGAACGUGGGUCCAGUGCAGACAGGCAGUGGAAACAACGCUCCCAUGAACGGCACGAAUCUGUGGCUGAGCGCCAUGGAGCCUAAGAACAAUGAUUCUUAUCUGAGCGCACAGGAGUCUGCGCGCUCUUCGGGCAACAGUAGCCGCAACAGUUACGAAAUGUUAUCUGGCCAGCACAUUGACCUGGAUCAGUGCAGCCAGAUCAGCGGACAUAGCAACAAGGGCAGCGAUGAUUUUCCGGACCAUAACGACGACAACGACUCCGCGCGUGGUUCGUAUGAGCUUUAA